Aphidius gifuensis is the source of this 2079-nucleotide messenger RNA. RefSeq names its product dynein regulatory complex subunit 6-like. The record is from RefSeq and is a predicted model, not a curated record. The transcript has 4 exons. Bases 907 to 2034 code for a protein of 375 amino acids. Lineage: Eukaryota; Metazoa; Arthropoda; Insecta; Hymenoptera; Braconidae. Gene Ontology annotation, biological process: SCF-dependent proteasomal ubiquitin-dependent protein catabolic process. Gene Ontology annotation, cellular component: SCF ubiquitin ligase complex.
AAGAUUAAUUGUUAAUUAUUAUUUUCGUUAUCAAGAGUAAUCACAAAACUUUUAUUUCAUUCAAACAAUUGACAAUUCAGAUAGCUGUUUGUUUAAAUUUUUGGUGGUUUUUAAUUGAUUUGUUUGUGGUUACAUGAAUCAAUAUUUAAUUAGUGAUAGAAAACACUUGUUUAGUAUAUUUACUCAUAAGCCAUGAUGAGUGCAAAGAGGAUACGUAUUGAGAAAUACCAAGAAGUCUUUGCAAAUUAUGUCAAGGAGAAAAAGGAUUUUAUCAACUCUCUUGAUAAUGAUUCGUUAGCACAAAUAUUCAUGCUGCUGCCAAUAUCUGAGAGAAUAACUAUGGAUCAAGGUAUAAUUAUUAAAAUAUAUAUUUUUUAGUUUGUUGAUAUUAAUGUUUUAAAUUUGUUAUUUUCUAUUCCAGUUUGUUCCAAAUGGAAAGAGGCCUGUCAACUAGCUUGGCAUGACAUUAAAAAAUACAAAUGUACCAAUACAAUUGUUCGUAAUCAUAAAAAAUGUAUUUUAACACAACGAUACGUAGAAAAAGUAUUAUUCAAUUGUGGUAUUUAUUUGAAAGAAUUGAUUCUUUCUUUAAUUUGUGACUCAAGUAUCAUGCCAAUAAUUGCUGAACACUGCAAAAAUUUAACAACACUUGAAUUUGCACUUGUCGAAUUUGGGAAUAAAAAUACUUAUCGCUUUGUUGAAGCAUUUACACAAUUGGAGCAAUUGAAAGUCGUUAAAAUACAUAUAUCUGGAUAUAACUUUCAAUUUCGAAUGCUGAAUAGUCUUCCAAAAGAUAUAAAUGAAAUUCAUUUAUUUUUUAAACCUAAUGGAUCUCCAGAAAUCUCAUUCGAUUCGGGCAUAAUAAAAUCAACACUAUUUGUAAUUAGUUUCCAUUAGCCAACAACAAUGUUAUUCAAUUCAGAUCCAGUAGCACCAUCAUUUUUCUCUUUGAAAAAAUUUACCAAUCUUCGAAGUUUGACAAUACAUCGUUGCAUUAUCACCGAUAUUAUUCAAGAAAUAUCAAGAAAAACAACACUUGUUUAUCUUGAUCUCGAAAAAUGUAAAACCAAAAAAGAGAUUUUUACAUUCAAUCAACUUUUAAACUUGGAACAUCUCAACAUUAAGGAUGUGUCCUUCAUGGAUAGUCACACUAUAUCACAAAAUAUUCCAAAUCUACUCAGUGGUAUUUUCAAUGCAUGCAAAAAUUUAAAACAUCUUGAUGCACCAGAUUUUCAUGUUGAUCUAGUUGAAAUUAAAAUGGAAAACUGGGUAAACUGGAGAAACUUGGUACAUUUAAAUAUUCGCUGGCAAGCUAGUGAUGCAAUAAUCGAAAAUAUCAUCAAGCAUUGCAAUAAUUUAGAAUUCAUAAAUAUUGAUGAAUUAAAUAGUGAAUCUACUAUAGAAUUAACAAAAUUAGAAAACCUUAAUCAUUUAGAUUUCGAGGUGACAAAUAUCGAUAACGAAGUAAUGGUUGCAAUUAUAAAUAAUUGUAAAAAACUUAAACAUCUAGUACUUCCCGAGUAUAAUAUGGUGAAGGCAUCAAUUUUUUAUGAUUUAUCAAAAUUGCAAUAUAUUGAAAGUUUAAAUUUGGCAUUUAGUUUCAAACUUGGAGAUAGUGCUAUUAUUGCUAUUGCUAAAAAUUGUAAGCUCUUAAAAUGUUUGAAUAUUAAAAAUUGUAACAUCACUUCAAGUGGUUAUAUUGCUUUAACGGGCUUGAAGAAUUUGGAAGAACUAAAUAUCGAAAUGAGUGUUAAUGUUGAAGACAAUUUUGUUGUCAAAUUAAGAGGAAUAAAAAGUUUAUAUUGUUCUGGAUGUCACGAACUUACUGAUACUGGUAUCAUUCAAUUUAUAAAAAAUAAUCCAGAUCUUGAAUUUCUUGAUAUUAGCUAUAUGACAAAUGUUACAAUUGACACGAUUAUUGGUGCAGAAGAGGCAGUUAAAAAUCGUACAAAUAAUACUCUUUUAGCUAUAAAAACUGAUGUUUUAGAUCUUGAAAAAGCCUGCCUUGACUCUCAAUGGUUAAUUUAUUGUUAGAAUCAAUUUGGAGUAUUUUUUUUCUCAGCAGGUACUUCUUGUUAU